AUGCAUCUUGGCCCGGAGGAUCUUGCAAUCGCAGCACCAGCCGCAUUUUUCCCGUUGUUCGGAGAUCUCAACAACCCGUCCGCCAGCAUGGAUGCGGUGGAUCCAAUCUUUGCUCUGGCAGCGGUGAACCCGCUUCUUGCUGCUGUGGUCCUUCCUGUGUACUUCGCCCUCUCAGUCUGGAGCACGCACCGAGUGGUAUAUUUUCUGCUCACCUGGAGCGCCACGCAGACUGCCAAGAGGUGCGACCGCUGGGCACAAGAGUGCGAAGCCACGCCGGCCUCCUCCUGGUGGCAGCGCCGUGUCGUACCGUUCAUUUUUCCUUCACAGAAACACCGGUCGAGGUUCUGCAGAGAUGUCGAGAAGUUCGAGGCUUGCCCAAAGUACGUGCAAGAACUCCGUCUCAUCGCCACACCUGCGACCGCCGGCGGGGAUGCCACGCCUACGCCUGCUCGUGCGUUCAGCUCGAUCACCAACGAGCACCACAACGGCAAGGGAGAUUCCCACCGUUGUUCCGUUUUUCUCGGGACCAUCAGGAAAGGGACCGCAAGGGCAUGGAGAGAAAUUCGCGCUGCCGCCAAGCGUGUGGGGGCCGUUGCGAAGUGCGCGUGGAGCGAGACGAGGGAAAAGGUUUACUUCGCCGUGCUCAAGAAAACUGGCAUUGAGCGAAAAGUCGGCGGCAGCAGCUGCAGCGUUGUCGGUGGGCACUCACCCGCCCAGCCCCGCAAGGCUCCCAGCGACGAAGACAGGGUUCUGGCCGCACAGAGAACCCUACGGGGGUCCGACACAACGAGCGCUGUGCGGCUGGCGUUCGGCCUCAACACGCCCCUGCAAUCUCGGGAUAGCGUUGCUUCACCGAGUUGGCGACUGCGAGCGAGGGAGCCGUGUCUAGCUUGGAGAGACUGGGACGAUUUAUCUUUGAAGGUUUUCUUGGCAGAGGAGGCCCGUACGUCGAGACACCCUGUGAAAUGGCGGCGGCAGGUGGAGGAGUUCUACCACCGAGCGGCGUUGCCAACACUGGCCCGGCAGUGGAACGUGCCGUUUCUGAGCAAGGGGAAUUUCUGCGGCAGAAGGAGGCAGCCAAGAAUCUCGACCACGUCAUCGGCGACAACGGCCGCCUCCAGCCGAGGAGGGUCGGAUCUACCGCCGUAUUCCCACUUCCUCCAGCUCUGGGAGGACGUCUGCGAGACCCAUGAUGGCGUCAGAGACUUCGCGUUCCCACCGAAGGGGGCAGUUUCCAGCGCUAGGGGCGCUUUUUCUGAGGUGCUGGGCGAGAAGCGGCCGGAGGAACAACGCCGGGAAACGUUUUGCGAGCUUCUUGGGGUUCUGAUGAAACUCGAGCCCCGACCCCCGGCCCUGCGCCACUUCUUGGCCCCUUGGCCGACUGAGAGCACUGCCAGCAGCAGCACCGCGGCUACGAGACUUGUCGGGGGCCGUCGGAACCGAGAAGGGCAACACCAGCAAGAACAAGCUCGUGGGGAAGACGAGGCAUCGUGGGCCGGCACACGCACGACAAGGAACGGCGGCGGCGACGGCGGCGGGUCCGAGAGCGCUUCAUUUGGCGGCACCUGGCUCAACGGCGGGGGUAGCGACGCCAGGAGAGAGGACCAGCGGCAGCAGCGUCUUCGAGGGGUCGCGGCGGGAGGACUGCCGGUCACGCUCGACCGGCCACCGCACAAUGACAGGAGCAGGGGCAGCACCACUACGAUCAGGCAGGUGGGAGUGGCGGCGGCGACGGCUGAGGGUCAAUCGGCCGUUCCCCUCCCCCGGAACUUCAGGCUCUGGGCUUUCCUCACUCUACUUGGCGUCCUGGAGGCUUGUGCCGCUCUCCGCGCUCUCGGGGUGACGGCGCUGUCCCUGCCGGUGACCCUUGUCCUGACGGCGAUCGCCCCCGCGGUGGCAGCCGUGGUGUUUUCAGUCUCGUCUCACCCCCGCUCGUGGCCUUCGCCGUGGCCACGGCAGCGGGAUCGACGUCCGCCUCAGGUCGACGCUGACUCCGGCGACGAUCGUCGUCGAGCGACCGCCGUGCCAUUCGGGCGGCGACCGUGGGAGCCAAAUUUACUCGGCGGUGUUGCUGCUGCCGCUGCUGCUGCUGUUGGAUUAGGCGGCCUUUGUGGUAGUGGUGGUGGUGGCGGUGGUGGCGCCGCUGCUGUUGGUUUGGGCGGUGUUGGUGCUGCCGCUGCUGGCGCUGCUGCUGACGUUGGUUUGGGCGGCGUUGGUGGUGGUAGUGGUGCUCGUGCUGGUGCUCCGGCUGCUACUGCUGCUGUUGGAUUGGGCGGCCGCGGAGGCACCCGUCGGAGAAGCGGCGGGGCCGCCUCAAGCGGCAGCCCGACUCGAGGUCGGGUGCCGAGGCGGGCGAGACGAAGAUCGCCCGCAAGGCCGCCGAUGGGCCGCCGGGGGAGGGAGUGUGUCAAUGACUUGGGGAUAGGGUUAAGUGCCUCAUCGUCUCCCGCGACGGCAGUCGGCGGGGUGCGGGCAGUAGCGGCGGGGGUUCCGGGCGGCAUCGCACAGGAGCUGCAGAUGGAGUAGUAGUCGCUCUCCUGUCUGCAUAUAUGUAGCCAUGCCUUCGUACUGUAGUCGCCCUACCGUAUUUUUCAUCACAGUGAAAUGGAAAAACGUCAGCA
This is a messenger RNA of Ectocarpus siliculosus, 2621 nucleotides long. NCBI's taxonomy places the organism in Eukaryota, Phaeophyceae, Ectocarpales, Ectocarpaceae. The record is from the annotation of a GenBank genome assembly.